This is a messenger RNA of Mangifera indica (mango), 1539 nucleotides long. Its product is annotated as F-box/kelch-repeat protein At3g23880-like. The record is from RefSeq and is a predicted model, not a curated record. The transcript has a single exon. Bases 106 to 1353 code for a protein of 415 amino acids. Gene Ontology annotation, molecular function: protein binding. NCBI's taxonomy places the organism in Eukaryota, Viridiplantae, Streptophyta, Magnoliopsida, Sapindales, Anacardiaceae.
UGAGUUAGUCCCUUAUUAGGGUUCAUUGGGAAUUGGGGUUAACCUGGAAAUUAAAUAAAGAGGCAGCGGAAUAGAAUUGCUAGAUUUGAGUGCUACUGUGUUUCCAUGGAGGGCCUUACAAUCUGCAAUGCACGAAGGGCAGCGCCAGUGCCAUUCUUUCCGCUCGAAAUUAUAGAGCAAAUCCUUCUCAAACUACCUGCAAUAUCUCUUUUGCAAUUCAAGUGUGUUUGCAAAUCUUGGCGUGACUUAAUCUCAACUCACGAGUUUGCCAUACAAAAUCUCAUUGAAACAUCUGAAAGGUUCCGCAGACUUGGAGUCAUCGAAUCAAAAAUCUUAAGGGAAGGUCGUAUUUCACUAUACAGUCUUGCCACUCAAGCCUCAUCGCUUGCUGAAGAAGCAGAAGAAGAAACAAUUUGUGUUCCUGCGGCCAACAAAUUCGCUUCUGUCAAGAUAUUGGGGUCCUGUAAUGGUAUGUUGCUAAUAUGUUUGAAAAAUGUUAAAGGAUCCAAUUUGAACCCAAGGAAAUUCCUGCUAUGGAAUCCAACAAUUAGGGAAUUUAAGAUGAUUCCACCCUGUGAUUUUAAAAGUUCUUGUCGUUCUCUGGUUUCGGGAUUUGGUUACAAUUCAUCUAUUGAUAAUUACAAAGCGGUAGUGGUUUUUUAUGAAAGAAAGAGUGAUUCAGUAUGUGGUUAUGUUUAUAAUCUCAGGACAAAUUCAUGGAAGCGACUUGAAAGUUUUUACUUCCCUUACAACUGUGCGAAGCUACUUUACAAUCAUAGAGAUAUUUACUUGCCUAAUGAAAUAGGAACAACACUUGUGAAUGGAGCUCCACAUUGGGUAACUUUGAGCGUAAGCGUAUUUGAGGUUAAUAAAAUAAUCUACUUUGAUUUAGAAGAUGAGAAGUUCAAGGAGUUUCAAUCUCCUCCUCCUUCUGCCGGUACUUUCAAGACUUUUUUGAGUAUUUAUGAAGACUGUAUUUGUGAAAAUCGACUUCGACGGGAAGACAGUUAUAUUGAAUUUACAUUAGAGGUUUGGAUUAUGAAGAAAUAUGGAGUGAAAGAAUCAUGGAUUAAGUUGUUGAAUUUGCCAUUCGGUUCGAGGUUUUCUUUAAUGAGCAACAUAAGGCCAUUGGCUGUUUCAAAGAAUGGUGAACAAGUGAUUAUGGUUACAGACUGGAGUAACAUUAUUUCAUUCAAACCUAGAACAGGAGAAAUAAAGGUUACUUUGUUCUGGGAAGGAGAAGUGAUGAAAGUUUCUUUACGUAUUGAUAGGGGUGAUGUAGCUUCUUAUGAGGAAAGUCUUGUUUCACCGAAUCGAUUCGGUAUGACAUGCUCAGAAGAUGGUAACUACUAAUAUUUCUUACUCCAUAAUUAUGUUCGUGCUUGUUUCUAAGUAAAAUAAAAACAAUAUCUAGGGUUUAAUUUGUAUGCAGUAGCUAGACAUCUAGAAUUUUGUAUUUUAGAGAUGCAUCAAAUGUUGGAACUCAUGGGUCUGAUCAAAGUUAUUCUGAAAAUAAAUUUCUUUAUUAGUACCUGAAUA